UUGCCCCCCUUCGUCGCUCUCGUUUCGCCCUUGCUACCCAAAUUCCUCUUCGAAAUCCAAGAGGACAUUUAUCGGAAUUCGAUUUAACUGGGUUUCUAAAUUUGGGGCCUCGUAAAUAAUUUUUUAGAUGGAUGGGAACAAAGAUGAUGCUUUGAAAUGCCUGAAAAUCGGGAAAGCUGCUCUGGAAUCUGGAGAUCGGGGUCGUGCCCUCAAAUUUCUCUCCAAAGCCCGUCGCUUGGAUCCUAGUCUCCCCGUUGAUGAACUUUUGUUGGCCGCCCUUGGUGGAGAAUCUCAUGAUCACUCAUCUUCUUCUAAUGGCGCCAAUCCAUCUGAUGCUCCCUCGGCAGAAGAAGCUGGCAAUCCGGACGCUGGUGUUGCUUCAACAGCAUCCUCGUCUACGACUGCCAGGACUAGGGUUUCUUUGAAUGGAUCUACAAAUGGGUCUGCUAGGGUCUGCACAGAGGAGCAGAUUUCCAUUGUGAGGGAGAUUAAAAAACAAAAGGAUUUCUACAAGAUCUUGGGUUUAGAGAGGAAUUGCACAAUUGAAGAUGUCCGCAAGGCUUAUAGGAAGAUAUCUCUAAAGGUUCACCCAGACAAAAACAAUGCACCGGGCUCAGAUGAAGCAUUUAAAGCUGUUUCUAGGGCUUUCCAAUGUCUCAGCAAUGAAGAGACCCGGAAAAGAUAUGAUCUUGUGGGGUCUGAGGAGCCGAAUUAUGGUGUUGCCAGACCUGCUGCUAGGAAUUACUAUAAUGGAUAUAAUGGAUUUUAUGAGGCUGAUUUUGAUGCAGAUGAGAUAUUUAGGAACUUUUUCUUUGGUGGAGGGCCAAUGCAAACUACUCCUUUUGGGACAUUUCAGUUUAGAACUGGUGGCAUGGGCAGACACACUGCUAAUGAGAUGCAUGGUGGUGGUGGUGGUGGUUUCAACCUGCGGACACUGAUCCAAAUCUUGCCUGUUCUUCUGUUACUUUUACUGAACUUCCUCCCAUCCUCAGAGCCUGUUUACUCCCUUUCUCGGACUUACCACCAUGACUACAAGGUUGAGACUCCAAGGGGUGUGCCAUAUUAUGUUAAGCGAGAUAAAUUUGAUCAAGACUAUCCUUACCAAAGUUCUGAGCGGGUAGCUCUGGAGAAACGUAUUGAAAGGGAGUAUAUUGGUAUCUUAAGUCAGAAUUGUCGGGUUGAAUUGCAGCGGCGAAACUGGGGUUUAUCAUAUGAAACACCCUACUGUGACAUGCUACGGAAGUUUGAUUAGGCAGUCUGAGGUCAUUGUCCAGAGGUUCUUUCUUUAGUAUUAUGCUUUUAUAGCAAGAUACUCUUACUUGCAUUGUUCUAUUGUAUGAAGUAAUCCUUUUUUCUUUUUUAUGGUCUUCUGGAACAACCCAUUGGAUUUUCUAUACUUCUCUUUUUAAUAAAUGAUAUCUGUGUGACUAUCAGCUUUAAACAUUUAACGCCAUUGUCUUUUUGUUGUAAUCUUCUUUAAACUUUUCAGUGAUAUAUCUAUAUUGUAA
Dioscorea cayenensis subsp. rotundata (Guinea yam) is the source of this 1508-nucleotide messenger RNA. Its product is annotated as chaperone protein dnaJ 49-like. Gene Ontology annotation, cellular component: endoplasmic reticulum membrane. Gene Ontology annotation, biological process: cellular response to misfolded protein. Lineage: Eukaryota; Viridiplantae; Streptophyta; Magnoliopsida; Dioscoreales; Dioscoreaceae. The record is from RefSeq and is a predicted model, not a curated record. Gene Ontology annotation, molecular function: Hsp70 protein binding.